Molecule: messenger RNA, 411 nt
Organism: Schizophyllum commune H4-8
Lineage: Eukaryota; Fungi; Basidiomycota; Agaricomycetes; Agaricales; Schizophyllaceae
Exons: 1
Coding region: 1-411 (136 amino acids)
Source: RefSeq, a predicted model, not a curated record
AUGACGCCUCUUUUGCUCUGUCUCCCUCACGUUUCUGCUCUUGAACGCGUUCCGUAUCUCUCUAUCUCAUAUUUCCCCAAGCCUCUCAUGACCGUGUCUCGUGCAACAAACCCACCACAUACAUCAACAAACACCACAUAUAUAUCAAACCUACCACAUAUACUCCAGCGUCUCCGAACUUCCUCCCAGCUUCCUUGGUCUCGUCGAACAUCAAUCUCGCUUUAUCUACCGCUCAUCCAUCUGCAUUGGUCGUCGCUGUCGACAUACGUCAACUGUAUAUCUAUUGUACCAGUAUUUGGCCUCUUGCGGGAGCUCUAUAAUGGCGUCCUGACUUUGCCAGGUGCCUUAGGGCAGCUUGGCCCUACCAGGUGCUCUAUAGUGGUGUCCUGGUCAAUGAGCGUGAAUAUAUAG